GCUUUGUUUUCUGAUAGCUGUGGUACUUGUUCUCAAUUUUCACAGCUUUUUGACACGGUAUCCACAUUAUUUCCAAACGUCAAAUUUGUUCGUAUUGAUGGAUCGGUACAUCGCCAUAUUGCUUUAGAGCUUGUAGGAGAUGCGUUUCCUGGUGUCGCAAGUUAUAUCAAUGGAGUUUAUAUCGAUUAUAUGCGUACACCAAAAACAAAAAAGUCUUUAAUAUUAUGGAUUUUACAACGAACGGGAAAUUCGGUUACUCUUAUUGAAUCUGAGGAAAAAUUGGAAAAGCUUAAACAAUAUUACCCUGUUGUGUAUUACGGAAACUUUUCGUCUUUGGAAAAAAAGGAUGCGAAAAAUUUUAUAAGUUUUGCGUCUAAACACCGUGAUUGGGGAGUUUUCGCCUUAAGUCUCAAAUCGUUACAGGAUAAGUCCAAAGGAACCAUUACCGUUUUUCAUAAACAUGGGCUCCCGCAACAACUGAAUGAUGUCUCUAUGUUUAAUCUCUGGAUAGAAGAAAAUCGCUUUACUCCAUUUGGUGAAAUGACAGAAGAAAACCAACAUUUUUAUUAUUUAACAAAAAAAGAUCCUAUAAUAUUAUUGGCAACACCAAGUCUUAUCCGAAACUAUACUCAAACUUUCAUAGCAUUACAUGAACGUUUUAAAAAAAUAUAUCAUGUUGUAUGGAUCAAUAUAGAGAAGCCCCAAUUUUCUCACUUGAAAGAUACGUAUCAACUCAAAAGUAUUCCUGCUUGUAUUCUUAUACGCGGCACUGGAGAACGUAAAAAUCAUCAAGUUUUUAAGUUUGAGUCUCCUGACAAGACCCUUUCUACUAAGGAAGCCUUAAAGGAUAUCAACGCACUUGAAAAGUUUAUCAAAAAUGUACAAUUUGGAAUGAUACGGUCUUUUGUUCAAUCAGAGGAAAAAACUGACGAUGAGCGUUUACAACGGCGCAAUAUCGCUGUUGUGACAGGAAACAAUUUUCAUUCUACUGUUUUAAAUUCACCAAAUGAUUAUCUUUUGUUUUUAACAACACCUUAUGGCAACAGUAUAAUGCCGGGAUGCACAGCUUGCAAGAAAUUGCUGCACGAAUUGGAUUCGAUGCAUUCAGCUUUAAAAAAACUUUUACAUCCAGUUAAACCGCCCUUUAUGGGUGAGUUCAGAGUAACCCAUAAUGAAAUUCCCGUCUUAGGAUGGAGAGGUACAUGGAAUUUAGAUGAUCUUCCAGUUAUGUAUAUGUUACCAGAAAACGAAACAAAACCGCAGGAAUUUCUUAACUGUCAGGAUGCGAAAACCUGCUUGAUAGCCUGGGUAUCUCAUACGAAGCGAAUUCCUGAGAAUCGAAAAUUUCAAAUAAAAAAAGAAAUAAAAAAAAUAAUAGUUUUAUAGUACCAUUCCGUUACGGAUUAACAUACCUGACAACUCAGUUUCGUUAACGUGAACGGUUUCUGUUAUUCUUGAAGAAACACUCAUCAAGACGUGUCACAAUAACAUAACAGUGGCCUUGCUUAAAAUGCAUAAAACUUAUUUUUUGGCUCAUCUAUCAGACUGAAAGAUUUUAUUACUUCCAAUGAGCCAAAGCUUGUUUUACAAAGGACAAAAGGGGCAGAAAACA
This is a messenger RNA of Hylaeus volcanicus, 1612 nucleotides long. RefSeq lists its product as uncharacterized. Gene Ontology annotation, molecular function: protein disulfide isomerase activity. Gene Ontology annotation, biological process: protein folding; response to endoplasmic reticulum stress. The coding region runs from base 190 to 1386 and encodes 398 amino acids. The transcript is spliced from 6 exons. NCBI's taxonomy places the organism in Eukaryota, Metazoa, Arthropoda, Insecta, Hymenoptera, Colletidae. The record is from RefSeq and is a predicted model, not a curated record. Gene Ontology annotation, cellular component: endoplasmic reticulum.